Molecule: messenger RNA, 2007 nt
Organism: Fraxinus pennsylvanica
Lineage: Eukaryota; Viridiplantae; Streptophyta; Magnoliopsida; Lamiales; Oleaceae
Source: the annotation of a GenBank genome assembly
AUGAAUCACCUAAAGACUCCAUUCAAAGGAGUCAUCAGUGAUGCCGAAGGAAGGCUAGCAUGCUACAAAAGUGACUGGCUUGAUGCAUGUGGCUCGGGCGCAAGGAUACUAGCUCCAACAGCAUACAUUUUCUUUGCUUCUGCUCUCCCUGUCAUUGCCUUCGGGGAGCAAUUGAGUAGAGAAACAGAUGGAAGCUUGAGCACGGUUGAAACACUUAUAUCUACUGCCAUCUGUGGAGUCAUCCAUUCAAUUUUUGGGGGACAGCCAAUGUUGAUUUUGGGAGUUGCAGAACCUACAAUUAUAAUGUACACAUACUUGUACAGUUUUACCAAGAAAGGAAUGGGGAAGGAGCUAUAUUUAGCAUGGGCUGGCUGGGUCUGCGUGUGGACUGCCUUAUUUCUGUUUCUGCUUGCUAUAUUCAAUGCUUGCGCAAUCAUCACCCGAUUUACAAGGGUGGCAGGGGAACUUUUUGGAAUGUUGAUCACUGUUCUUUUCAUUCAAGAGGCUAUCAAGGGCGUGGUGAGUGAAUUUCACAUUCCAAAAGGUGAAAAUGCCUCAGAAGAGAAGUUCCAAUUUCAAUGGCUUUAUGCAAAUGGUUUACUUGCAGUUAUAUUUUCGUUUGGUCUGCUUCUCACUGCCCUUAAGAGCAGAAAAGCUAGGUCUUGGCGGUAUGGUACAGGCUGGGUUAGGAGCUUUAUUGCUGACUAUGGGGUUCCAUUCAUGGUUGUGGUGUGGACAGUAUUAUCUUAUAGUGUACCUGGAAAUGUUCCUUCUGGAGUUCCUAGGAGGCUUGUUUGUCCUCUUCCCUGGGAAUCGGAAUCGUUACAUCAUUGGACUGUGGUUAAGGACAUGGGAAAGGUACCGACUGGUUAUAUUUUUGCUGCCAUCAUACCUGCUGUGAUGAUAGCAGGGCUGUACUUUUUCGAUCACAGUGUAGCUUCACAGCUGGCACAACAGAAGGAAUUCAACCUUAAAAAUCCAUCUGCUUACCACUACGAUAUCCUCUUGCUCGGAGUCACGACUUUGCUUUGCGGAUUGCUUGGACUACCUCCUUCAAAUGGGGUCCUUCCACAAUCACCUAUGCACACAAGGAGUCUUGCCGUUCUCAAGAAACAGUUGAUUCGGAAGAAAAUGGUAAAAAGUGCAAAGGAGGGCAUGAAACAACAAGCAAGUCAUUCAGAAAUCUACGGAAGAAUGCACGCGGUGUUCAUUGAGAUGGAGAAUGCUCCAUCUCAUACAGCUGAUAAAGAAUUGGCAAACCUGAAGGAGGCUGUCUUAAACCAUGACAACGAAGGAGACGCGAACAGAAAAUUUGAUCCUGAAAAGUACAUUGAUCUUCACUUGCCCGUUCGAGUAAAUGAGCAAAGAGUUAGCAACUUGCUGCAAUCCAUACUCGUGGGACUGGCCGUAUGUGCUAUGCCUGUAAUCAAGAUGAUACCUACAUCAGUUCUAUGGGGGUACUUUGCCUACAUGGCCAUUGACAGUCUACCUGGUAAUCAGUUUUGGGAGAGAAUGCUGCUUCUAUUCAUUUCUCCUGGUCGACGUUUCAAAGUUAUCGAGAGUCUCCACGCGUCAUUCAUGGAGUCUGUACCAUUCAAAUAUAUUUUCAUGUUUACGGCUUUCCAAUUUGUGUAUCUUUUGAUAUGCUUUGGAAUCACAUGGAUACCUAUUGCUGGGAUAUUAUUUCCAUUGCCAUUCUUUCUUCUGAUAAGUAUAAGAGAACAUGUUCUCCCCAAGGUGUUUCCGCCUCAUCAUCUUCGGGAAUUAGAUGCAGCUGAAUAUGAGGAAAUUGCAGGACAUCCUAUUCGGGGAAGGAGUCACUCACUCAGGGAUCGAGAAGCGACUGAUCCUGACGAAGAAGAAGGUGGUGUUGAUGUAUACGAAAUAUUGGACGAGAUGACGACUCAUAGAGGUGAAUUGAAGCAUAGAUCUGUGAGCUUCACUGAUAGGCAGCUUCAGGUCUUCCCUGAAGGUUCUGAUGGAGUGCAAGGACAGCUGAUACAAUAA